CAGCCGAGGGUCAGGGGCAAGGCGCUGCCCCCGGGGCCUCAGCAUGGACCUGUGCCACCCAGACCCGGCGGCGCUGAGCAGCGGGGACUUGGAGGAGCUGCAGCGCAUCAGAUGGCACCGCGAGCAGCUGCUGGAAGACAUCCAGAAGCUAAAAGAGGAGAUCGAAGAAGUGUUUGCCCAGAUCGACUGCUUCAAGAGCGCACAGGAGAGCCGCCUGGCGCAGAAAGAGAGGGAGCUGAGCAUCGGGCGUAAGAAGUUCAACAUGGACCCGGUGAAGGGCAUCCAGUAUCUCACGGAGCACAAGCUGCUGACCCCAGAUGCCCAGGACAUCGCCCAGUUCCUGUUCAAGGGCGAGGGCCUCAACAAGACGGCCAUCGGCACCUACCUGGGGGAGAGGGACCCUCUCAACCUGCAGGUGCUCCAGGCCUUCGUAGACUGCCACGAGUUCGCCAACCUCAACCUCGUCCAGGCCCUCAGGCAGUUCCUGUGGAGCUUCCGCCUGCCCGGCGAGGCCCAGAAGAUCGACCGCAUGAUGGAGGCGUUCGCAGCCCGCUAUUGCCUCUGCAACCCGGGCGUCUUCCAGUCCACAGACACCUGCUACGUGCUGUCCUUCUCCGUCAUCAUGCUCAACACCAGCCUGCACAACCCCAACGUCCGCGACCGGCCGCCCUUCGAGCGCUUCGUGGCCAUGAACCGCGGCAUCAACGGGGGCAGCGACCUCCCCGAGGAGCAGCUGCGGAACCUCUUUGACAGCAUCAAGAGCGAGCCCUUCUCCAUCCCCGAGGACGACGGCGACGACCUCACUCACACCUUCUUCAACCCGGACCGCGAGGGCUGGCUGCUCAAGCUAGGGGGUCGUGUGAAGACCUGGAAGCGGCGCUGGUUCAUCCUGACCGACAGCUGCCUCUAUUACUUCGAGUUCACCACGGACAAGGAGCCGCGGGGAAUCAUACCCCUGGAGAACCUCUCAGUGCAGCCCGUGGACGACCCCAAGAAGCCAUUCUGCCUGGAGCUCUACAACCCCAGCUGCAGGGGCCAGAAAAUCAAAGCCUGCAAGACGGACGGGGACGGCAAGGUGGUGGAGGGCAAGCACCAGUCCUACCGGAUCUCGGCCUCCAGCGCCGAGGAGCGCGACCAGUGGAUCCGGGCCAUCCAGGCCAGCAUCACCCGCGUCCCCUUCUAUGACCUGGUCUCUGCUCGGAAGAAGAAGAUCGUCAGCAAGCAGUGAGCCUCCUGGGAGGCGGCGCUGGAGGCCAGUGUCCUGCGACCCGGUGCCCUGUGGUACCUGGAGCCCCACCUGCUACUCCUGGCCACUGAUGCUUCCUUCUCCCUGCACUGCCUAGAGCUGACUGUAGGGGGCGCACUGCUCAGGCGGGAGACCGGGAAGCCCAGAGGCACAGAGCCCACAGCCCCAGCGGCUGCCAGGGGGGACUCCCAGCCCACUACAGGGGAGAGCGAGGCCAGCAGCCCGAGGGGGCCAGCGCCUGCUUUCUUCUGGGCUUCCGUGUCCUCAGCUCCGAGCUGUCUGUCCUCAAAGCAGGAGGGGCGUGGGGUCCCUGAGCGCUUCCCGCCUCCAGCCAGCCCCUCCUCCCGCUCAGGACAUCUGCAGCAGCCCCUCCCUGCCCGAGCAAGGACCCAGACCCCGGGACAGGACCCAGGAGGCGCCAGGAGCCCAGCUGAGACGCGCCGUGCACCCUCGCCCAAGUCACUGCCACUUCUCUGGUUCUUCCAGAGUCUGGACUAGAAAGGCCGCGGCCCCUGCACUCUGUUCCCCGAGCGAGGCCAGCAGGAGGGGAGCAGAGCAGGCACCAUCCUCAAGGAUGUGCCCCUGGCGGGGAGAAGCAGACAGGAGCCAGCGAGGAAAUGACACAGUGUGUCCCCAACACAGACCGAACCCAAGCAAGGCAAGAUCCACAACCCAGCAGCCAGGAAAAGAGCCCUGUGGGCUGUGACUACCUGGAGGGCUGCCUGGAGGCAGUGGCCCAGCCAGCAAGUGUGACACAGGGCCUGUGGUUGGGAGGCAGAGACCCUCUCACAGCUUCCCUGCUGGCCCACUGGCCAGUGAUCCCAAGGUGGUGAGGGGUGGCCCGGGGUCCCGGCACCCUGAGACCCCCUGCAGCAGCAUUGUCAGAAUAGAGAGCGAGCUCCUUCCCCGGGGCAGGCAGCUCCGUCUGGGAGAGCGCCACCCGCAGGAGGCCCUGUGAACAGCUCCUUUCUCCUCCCCCACGGAGGCCUAGGGAAGCCUGGAGGGAAAUGCCAGGCCAGGGGGCAGGAGGCAGUAGCCUGAGUGGGCGAGUAGAGCGGGCGGAGCCCCGGGAGGAGAGCAGGUUACCAGGCAACCACAUGCACACACACACGCAUGCGCACUCCCAUGCAGAGACACACACAGAGACGUGCAUACAUGUGGAGAGACAGAGAUGCACACGCAGAGACACACGCAGUGAUACACACACACACACACUCUCCACGGGGCCAGGCUGGAGCAGGGCCUCGUGAGGGGUGAGAUCCCCAUGUCUAGAGGUGUGCAAGCCCCUCAUGCCACCGCCCCGGAGGACCGAGCUGGGCACCUGCAGGAGGAGCUCUUGCU
This is a messenger RNA of Lepus europaeus (European hare), 2587 nucleotides long. It is a transcript of the gene CYTH4, whose product is annotated as cytohesin 4. The transcript has 13 exons. The record is from RefSeq and is a predicted model, not a curated record. Gene Ontology annotation, molecular function: guanyl-nucleotide exchange factor activity. Bases 44 to 1228 code for a protein of 394 amino acids. NCBI's taxonomy places the organism in Eukaryota, Metazoa, Chordata, Mammalia, Lagomorpha, Leporidae. Gene Ontology annotation, biological process: regulation of ARF protein signal transduction.